AUGUUGCUAGAUGCAUCUGUACAUGCUUUCGUAAUAAACAGUGAGGUCCUCCAAGGCAACGUUAACGAACCUAUAGCUUCUUCUUCGGAAUUAGAAUGGCUACUUUCAGGUCCUACUUCCAUAAGUCCAAGGAGUAAGGCUCAAGAUUCACUCGUGCUCAUAAACACUGAGUUAUGUGAUCUCGAGCAGUUAGUACAAAAAUUUUGGGAGAUUGUGAAACCUCCUUCCUUGAAACGUAAGCUAAAUCAUGGUCGUUAUAUUAUAAGUUUUCCGUUUAAGGAUAAUCCUACCAUGCUUAUAGAACAGAGAAGUUCUAUGGGCUUCGAGGAAGCAACUAGUGGUAGAGCAGUUUCUUUGCAUUGCGCUGAAGAGGAUCAACUUAUUACCUUGUUGAAGCGUUUUUGGAAAAUAGAAGAACUCCCUGCUGAUCUAAAUUCUCUUUGGACAGGGGAUGAAAGAGCUUGCGAACAACAUUUUAUUGACACCCAUUACAGAGAUAGCACUGGUAGAUAUGUAGUUAGACUUCCAUUUAAGACUGAUCCGAAACCAUUAGUUAAAGAACGUGAUGCUGCUAAGACUCUGUCUAUCACUAUGCAGAAAAAUUUAGAGCGCAUAUUCCAUAAUAACUCAGUAUUGUUUGAUGCUUAUAGUUUGUUCAUGCGUGAGUAUAUCGAUCUUAAUCACAUGGUAAAGUUAAAACUUGAUGAGACCAAAGAUGCUAAAUUCAAAGCGGGCAUCUCUCUGAAUGAUUUACUCCAUGUUGGGCCCAAUUUGUUGUGUAAUCUUUUUGAUCUUAUCACUUCUUGGAGAUCUUACAAUUUAGAACUGGUUUUAGCUUAUCAAUUGAAAACCGUGACUCAUGGCCCAGCUUAUUCUCCGUACCUAGCUUGUAGAGUGAUCAAGCAGUUGGCUAGUGAUUACGAAUUUGAGUUUCCUUUAACUUAUCCCAUUUUGAUGAAAGAAAUUUAUAUGGACGAUGUUUUGAAGUGGUCUUCGAAUGAUCCAGAUAAUUUGGCUGGUGUACCCAGUACACUUUUAAAAUCUUCGCCCAUUAUUCCAUUGAAUGAACGUGAUUCUUCGGUAGAAGUGCUCGGCAUCGUCUGGUAUUUUAAAGAAGAUGUUUCUAGUUUUCAAGUUAAAUUUCCCUUAGUACCGACAUCAUGGACCAAAAGAUCUGUACUCUCCCAUAUAGCUAGAUUAUACGACCCACUUGAGAACUUAUUGUCAGACUGGCUUCGUUGGUUUCAAGAAAUCCGAUUUUUGAAUCAAAUUAGAAUUCCUCGUUGGACUCAAUUUUCACCAGUUGUUCAAGCUAUAGAGCUGCAUGGUUACGCUGAUGCUUCUAAACUAGCCUAUGCAGCUGUUUUAUAUCUGCGUGUUGUUGCUAAUCAAGAAGUUUAUGUUUCACUUUUAUCGGCUAAAACAGUAGCCCCUCUUAAAACAUUAAGCGUUCCGAAGCUCGAACUUUGUGCUGCCCAAUUGUUAUCAAAGUUAGUACAAUAUCACAGUCAAAGUCAGGACCACAGAGUAGAUGCAGUCCAUCUGUGGUCUGAUUCAAAGGACGUGUUGUAUUGGUUAAGUUCUCAGCCGUCUCGUUGGCCUACUUUCGUAGCUAAUCGUUGCAGUAAUAUCAUGCAGUUAGUUUCUACAGCUACGUGGCACCAUGUUUCAGGUAAGAGCAAUCCCGCUGACAUAGCCUCUAGAGGCGUUUGUCCCACUCAGUUACUGAAGCAUUCGUUGUGGUUCCAAGGACCUCUUGAGAUUUAUCAGCUAUCCACAGAGUAUCCUGUUUUUACUUCAAAUGAAAAUUAUGACGUUCCUAGCAAAGCUUCUGAUGCUGUCUCUCAUCAUCAAAGUGCUAAACCUGAAACUUGGGAUCUUUAA
Copidosoma floridanum is the source of this 1884-nucleotide messenger RNA. RefSeq lists its product as uncharacterized. Lineage: Eukaryota; Metazoa; Arthropoda; Insecta; Hymenoptera; Encyrtidae. The record is from RefSeq and is a predicted model, not a curated record.